Messenger RNA from Prorocentrum cordatum, 1183 nucleotides. NCBI's taxonomy places the organism in Eukaryota, Dinophyceae, Prorocentrales, Prorocentraceae. The record is from the annotation of a GenBank genome assembly.
AGCCGCGCCGGCCUCGCUGCCGCGCCGGCCGCCCCCGCUGCCCCCGCGCGCCGGGUGCCGCGCCGCGCGCACCGCGGGAGCCGCCGACGCCUCGCUCGCGCCCGCGGCGGAGCGAUGGCGGACUUCACCCAGUCGGCCGAGGAGCUGCUGACCAAGCUGGACACGUACCGUGAGCAGCUUGCGCAGGUGGAGGAGGCCCUCGAGCAGCAGCCGGACGAGCCUUCCCUGGUGAAGCUGAAGAAUGACCUCACGGAGGUCAUCGUGCUCACGGAGGACCUGGUCAAGUACCAGGCCGCCGCGCCCGAGGACACCAAGGCUGGCCAGGCGAGCGCGGCGCCUGCGGCACCCGCGCCCGUCGCCAGCAGCAGCAAACGGGAGAACAGGUCCGUGCACACCGCGCUCGUCGGCAGGACAUGCGAAGCGUUCUUCGAGCAGAAGUGGUACAAUGCGGAGGUCCGGUCGGUGCGCCGCGACGAUCGCGGCAUCGAGCGGUGCACCGUGGACUUCAUUGGCCAGUCGCAGUCCCGGGAGUACAAGGUCACAGACAUCAAGAUGCUGCGACCGCCGCACCCCGCGCAGUGCCAGCCGGGCACAAGAUGCCAGGCGGUUUUUCCAGAAGAUGGCCUGUGGUACGACUGCAUGAUUACAGAGCAGACGGAGAAGGGCUACAAGGUCAGCUUCACCGAGUAUAGCGGCAAGGCGGAGGUGAAGUUCGACCAGAUCAGGCUGCACAGCUCCGGCAAGGUGGGGGAGAAGAAACGCCAGAUCAAGGAGGUCUCCACCCCAGCGGGCUACAAGAUUCCCGAGAGUAUGGUUAUCCAGAAGACGGACACGACGGAGGUCGUGGAGGCCAAGAAGCGCAAGAUCCAGGCCAUAAAGAAGCAGCAGCGGACGGACAGGCAGGACGAGGAGGCGCAGAAGAAGCAGUCCAACUGGCAGAAAUUCCACCACAACAAGGCGAGCACGAAAAGCAAGUGCGGCUUCAACACAGGGAAGCCGAAGGAAAGCAUGUGGAAGGUGCCGGACACCCUGGACGGCAGGGUGGGCGUCAUUGGCAGCGGGAAGGAGAUGACCCCGUUCCAGGAGGCGAAGAAGUUCACCUACCAGUACGUCUGAGCGCCCGCGCGCCGCGCCCCCCGCCCCGACCUUGUGCGGCGCGUAUGACUCCCGACAAAACGGCGCG